UCCCUCCUAUUACUGUUGCUCAGCCUCCCAAGCACCAGUACAGGAGUGUGACAAGAGCAGCUAUGCAGUGUGUAAGCCGGCUCUACACCCAAACCUGAUGUCAACCCUGGUCAGUGUAGACGUCUCAGGUUUUUGGAGAGUUCUACUGGUUCCCUGCUGACUGAGCUGAAUUGAGCUGAAGGAAAGCACCGGGCUCCAGAUGCCAUUUACUGACGUAAACGUGAGAGAUAAGAGGACGCACCGAGUGACCAGAAAGUUGGCGAGGGGAAGAGCACAUUUCUUUUUGUUUGCCUUCUGAAGAAGCUUGAUUGCUCCUUGUUUCCUCGAGGCCUCUUUCCACAAAGUCGAAAGGCUUUAUGGGAAAGUUAUUCUUGUAGAACCCUGCUCUCAUUUUCUUUUAAUAGAUCUUAAAGUUAAAAACCAAACGAAGAUCCAAAUUAUUUUUUUUUAAAGGACAACAUUGUAAGGAUGGCAAAUUCAGGAUUUCAGCUCCUGGGCUACUUCUUGGCUCUAGGCGGAUGGGUCGGGAUCAUCUCGACCACGGUGUUGCCCCAGUGGAAGCAGUCGUCGUACGUAGGAGACGCCAUUAUCAUGGCAGUGGGGCUGUAUGAGGGUCUGUGGAUGUCCUGUGCGUCCCAGAGCACAGGACAGGUGCAGUGCAAGAUUUUCGACUCGCUGCUGUCCCUCGACAUCCACAUCCAGACGUGCCGAGCUCUGAUGGUCAUAUCCGUGCUGAUGGGGUUUAUCGGCGUUAUCGUGAGUGUAGUGGGCAUGAAGUGCACCAGGGUGGGCGACAACAACCCCGCCACCAAGGGCAAGAUUGCUGUGGCAGGAGGAGGCCUCUUCCUACUUGCCGGUUUGUGCACUCUGGUGUCUGUAUCCUGGUAUGCGACGCAAGUCUCUGUUCACUUCUUCGAUCCAAACACACCUCAUAAUGCCAAGUUUGAAUUUGGCUCCGCCCUGUUUAUCGGCUGGGCGGCGGCCUGCUUGACGAUCCUGGGCGGCUCCUUCCUCUGCUGCUCCUGUGCUAAAGAGGCCCGAGGCGGGCAGCAGUACUACCGGCAAUCACAGACCUCUACUGCCAGGGAGGCUGAGUUACUGAGCGAGACUAGUUUCCCUGACUGAACAAAUCUCCUUGCCUUUUCUCGAAGACUGGUCAAGCUCGACUCCCUGUUUCUGUCCCUCCUCAUCUUCCACUUCUACCUUGAUUUCAAUUUCGGAUCUUUCUCUCUGUGUUUGUGUGUGUGUUUGUGUGUGUUUUUCAUUCUCUCAGUCAGAACCUGAACAAGAACUAAAUAUGGGUCGAACAACUAGCAUGUGUGUGUGUGUGUUCUUGCAUAUAUAUGUGUGUGUGUGUGUGUGUUUUAUCCUGCAUCCUCUUGAAUCUUUGGGUCCUCGUCACUCUCUGUUGCUCUUUCAUUCCCGUUUCUUUUUUUUUUUCCUUUAUUGCAAACUUAAACAUGUCUUUUUCUUUUAAAUUUCAGAGCAAAUGUUAAAAGUUCAUCACCAGACAAAGGGGAGCAGUUCUUAUAGUUUGGGAGAGGGCAGACUUCCAUCAGGUCUCACGCUGGGUUAGAUUUUUGGCAACUGACAGACAAGACACUCUCUUGGUUAUAGAGUCAAAUACAUUAUGAUCUAAAACAAAAAGGGGAAAAAAUAUAGUUAAUGUUAACAAAAACCCCAAGAAAUGACGUACUACUGUUAUCUGUACUGUGUGCCACCUUGUAAAUGCUUCUGAAUGCAUCUAUAGCUAUAUCUAUAUCUAUAUAUCUAUAUAUCUAUAUAUAUCUAUCUAUCUA
Molecule: messenger RNA, 1799 nt
Organism: Silurus meridionalis
Lineage: Eukaryota; Metazoa; Chordata; Actinopteri; Siluriformes; Siluridae
Gene: cldn19
Product: claudin 19
Exons: 5
Coding region: 469-1125 (218 amino acids)
Biological process (GO): bicellular tight junction assembly; cell adhesion
Cellular component (GO): plasma membrane; bicellular tight junction
Molecular function (GO): structural molecule activity
Source: RefSeq, a predicted model, not a curated record